Molecule: messenger RNA, 951 nt
Organism: Rodentolepis nana
Lineage: Eukaryota; Metazoa; Platyhelminthes; Cestoda; Cyclophyllidea; Hymenolepididae
Source: the annotation of a GenBank genome assembly
AUGUCUUUUCGAUGGCGUAGAGCAAGUACUUAUACUCCUCCACGUUAUCGUUUCCAGCGUGGCUUUCAGAACAACGCUACAGGGUCUGGUCCCUUCCGUUCCGCAGCAUUUGCUAAUCGAUUUCGUUAUCGUAGAAGUAAUAUCGGUUCUGCAGUGCCAACUAUGAGUUCUCACACGACUACCUCAAAUCGGCCAAUGUGUGUAGGGACAGAUUCAUUUCGUAAUGUACUUAGAAAUCAUUCUAUUCGUGCAAAGAGGGGAUCAGCCUAUGUUUUUCCAUCGAGUAAAUCAAUUUUUAACUAUCGUAGCAAGUCUUGGAUUGUGAGUAAAACUAAAUUAGAGUCUCAUUCGGAGUCAUCGUCGAAGAAUCCAUUUGUCUUUCAUAAAUCUGCUCAAAGAAAUGUUAUUACGCCUACUCAUCCCUAUAGGUUGUCCGUGAAACGAGCCAUUAAUAUGAAUCGUCGGUUUGUGCGCCAAAUUUGUCAAGAUUAUGUAAAGUCGGGUUGCUGUGAAAGCGCAGAUAAUUGCCCUCUUCUUCAUAAUUCAGAAUAUCUCCGAAUUUGUCCCAAGUUUCUUCAGAACAUAUGCCUGCUUGGUGAACAGAGAUGUCCUCUUGCUCAUGUUCUAGAUCCAUGCCGAAUUCCACAAUGUGUAUACUUUGCAAAGGGAACUUGUUCGCGUUCUAAUUGCAACUUCCUUCAUAUCAAAUAUCCUCAGGGGACACUCGCUUGUCAGGAUUUUCUAAUCGGUCGAUGCAAAAAGGGGUCAUCCUGCAAGAAACGACACAUUUGGCGUGGCGAUAUUGACGUCAAUAAGAAUGAAAAAACCGAAUCUGCGUCACAAUCUAAGACCAAAGCCGAAGAUAUUGCUAAUGAAUCUGAACUUUUAGGUUCUCUUCGAAAUGCAAAAGUCGUGCCAGAUUUUAUCCCCUUUCGUAUUUCUGAUGACUAA